CAGCAACCCUUUGAUAAGGAGCAGCGUGCGACAAUAAGGGGUGGCCAAAGGCCAUGUAGACGUGCUCGCUGCUCGACACACCUCUUAGAUCACCCCAAAAGAGACGAUACUUCUCCGCGGCCCGGCGCAACAAUGGCGACCUCAGCGGAGGAACCGAGAGCGGUGGCGUAACCUGCUUCAUGGCCGGACUGCCGACGAGCUUACUACUGUUAGGGUUCACCAUUCUGGAUUCGCGAAGCAUAAGGGGCCAUAAUCUUGGGGAUCUGGGAAUCCGCCAUGGCGCUUCGUUGGUCGAGCAGCGGCUACAGGUGUUAACUGUUGGCCCUGGUUACAGGAAACUUCCUUUCGAGGCUGAUAUUGUGUCCAUUUCAGCUUACCAGAUCGAGCACAAAGAAACCGUCCAGCAUGCUUGUGGCCAACCUGGAGAUGAGAGGACACAUGAUCUUCGAUUACCACUGAGAUCGGAAACCGCUGACAGCCAACAUCUCCAUGCCAUACGGGAGAACAUCAGAACCACUUGAGCCAUUCUUCAAAUCGUGCGUUCAGGUUGGUGCUGACGCAAAGGGUGUAUUCUUUCUUUACUUUGUUGAAGCGUUGCAGGGCCAC
Molecule: messenger RNA, 606 nt
Organism: Macroventuria anomochaeta
Lineage: Eukaryota; Fungi; Ascomycota; Dothideomycetes; Pleosporales; Didymellaceae
Exons: 1
Coding region: 180-521 (113 amino acids)
Source: RefSeq, a predicted model, not a curated record